Molecule: messenger RNA, 624 nt
Organism: Peromyscus leucopus (white-footed mouse)
Lineage: Eukaryota; Metazoa; Chordata; Mammalia; Rodentia; Cricetidae
Product: TGF-beta receptor type-1-like
Exons: 1
Biological process (GO): activin receptor signaling pathway; transforming growth factor beta receptor signaling pathway; protein phosphorylation
Cellular component (GO): activin receptor complex; plasma membrane
Molecular function (GO): activin binding; transforming growth factor beta receptor activity, type I; ATP binding
Source: RefSeq, a predicted model, not a curated record
AUGGAAGCUGUGGCUGCUGCUCUGCAUUGGCAGCUGAUUCUCAUUGUGGUGGUGGCAGCAACACUGCUACCGGGGAUGAAGGGUUUACCUCUGUUCGUUCAGAGAAGAACUGCCAGGACCAUCGUGUUACAAGAAAGCGUUGGUGAUGAUCAGUUUGAAGAAGUUUGUCUAGGCAAGUGGUGGGGAGAAGAAGUUGCCGUGAAGAUAUUCUCUCCUAGGGAAGAACGUUCGUGGUUCCAAGAGGCAGAGUUUUAUCAAACUGUGAUGUUAUACCAUGAGAACACCCUAGGAUUUGUAGCAGAGAACAAAGACAAUGGCACAUGGACUCAGCUGUGGCUGGUGUCGGAAUCCUGUGAGCAUGGACCCCUUUUUGAUUACUCGAACAGAUACAGUGUUAUAGUGGAAGGGAUGGUCAAACUCUCUCUGUCCAUGGCAAGCGGUCUUGCCCAUCUUCACAUGGAGAUUGUUGGUACCCAAGGAAAGCCAGCUAUUGUUCACAGAGAUUUGAACUCAAAGAAGAUCUUGGUGAGGAAUAAUGGAACCUGUUGUAUUACAAACUUGGGACUGGCUGUGAGACAGGAUUCUGCCACAGAUACAAUUGAUAUUGCUCCAAACCACAGAGUA